AUAAUGAUGACAGUUUAACAUCAUUAAAUGCCACUACAGAAAUGUCAGUAGGUAGUAUUUCAAAAAAUCAAUCUAAACUUUCAACAAGUGUUAUUUCAAACAAUGACAGUUUACCAUUGUUUGUUAUGGGAUCAUCAGAAAGUAAUAAAUCUCCAAAAACUCAAUCAACAAGUCCCACUUUAAAUAUUGAAAAUGUAAUAACUUUGAAUACCAAUACUGAAUCAUUAAGACAAAAUGAAUUAUCAAUUAAGAGAUCAACUUCUAAACAUUCUUCAUCGAUUAUUAGUGGGAAAACAUUAAUACUUGGAGAUGUUAUUAAUAAUGUUAGUAGUAUGUCUACUCGUUCGUCAAAACAAAAAAGCAAUAUUCCAGAUAAUGUGGAACCUUUAACUUCAAUUAUUAUUGAUGGAUUAUCCAAUAGUGAUAGCUCAGUGAUUAAAAAUACUACUACAAGACCUUUGAAACAAAAAGUAUUGUCAAUAAAUCAAUCAAAUUCUUUACCAAAUAUUUCUAUAAAAACAUCCACCAAUGGAUUAAUACUAGAUGAUGGUGCAAAUGAUGUAAAUACAAUGUAUGCUUCAUCUUCCAAACUAAAAAACAAAUCUUACGAUAAUGAACAAAUGAUGCAAGAUAUUACUGAUGGCCUAUUGGUAAAAUCUAGACCAUCUACAACUAGAGUACUGAGGUCUUCUCUGCGUACUAAUAAAAAUAAAUCAAUAAAGUCAGGUAAUAAUGAAAAUAUUUUAUCUGUUAGUAUUACUAGAACUUCAAAAAAAAUAUCUAAUUUUGAUAAUAAUUCUGACGAUUCAUUAUUUUGGACCACAUUACCUGACGAAUCCACAAACAUAUCAAGUACCCAGAAUGUAAAUAUGAAUACAUUCCAAACGCCUACAAGAAAUAAAUUAUCUAUAGCAGAAAAUAUAAUUAAUACAAUUAAAAUCAUGUCUACAAAUAAUAAAAAAUCUACUCAUCCAGGGGUUUUUGAACUUGAUGAUCAUAAUGAUGGACCAUUAUCAAAAUCAUUUGUGACACGUUCAUAUAAUCGCAGUCCUUCAAUUUUAACUUUAGUUUUUGGUGGACAAAAACCCUCUGAGUCAACGUCAUCACUAACACGAUCUCCCUCUGAAAUUAUAUUUGAUCAAUCACAAGUUGAAGAAAAUGUGAAACAAAAGUUUAAAUCUCUGUAUACGAAAGAAUCAUGGAUUACCAAACGCCUUUAUAAAUUCUUAAUUAUUAAACUCCAACCAAAUUAUAAUAUAUAUUCAGUGAAGUAUGCAGAAAAGUUUGUCAAAUAUUUAGCACGGUUAUUUAAACAAAUUUACAACGAUCAAGCAAAUUUACAGUUGUGUACAGAUAUGUUGAGAUACCACAUGGCGAGAUAUCACAUCAUCAAAGAUACAUUUGAUUACGUAGGGUUUUUGACUGAUUACAUACCAAUGCCAUAUUAUAAAAAAUUAGUUCCUGGGUGGAAUCUUGAAACAUCAGUGGUCAAAUUUGAUCCACAAAAAUAUUAUAUACCUCUCAUGGAUGAUGAAGAAUUCUUAAAUUAUAUUAUGGAACACCUUAAAGAAGCUUAGUUAGUAUUUUUUUUUUUUAUGU
Myzus persicae (green peach aphid) is the source of this 1599-nucleotide messenger RNA. Its product is annotated as beclin-1-like protein A. The transcript has a single exon. The record is from RefSeq and is a predicted model, not a curated record. NCBI's taxonomy places the organism in Eukaryota, Metazoa, Arthropoda, Insecta, Hemiptera, Aphididae. The coding region runs from base 42 to 1577 and encodes 511 amino acids.